CCUCUACCAGCCCUCAAGCCACAACUAAUCCUCAAAAUGACUAAAGGUACCCCCUCCUUCGGUAAAAGGCACUCCAAGUCCCACACCCUCUGCCGCCGAUGUGGUGACAGGUCUUUCCACAAGCAGAAGCUCACUUGUGCCCAGUGUGGUUACCCCGCUGCCAAGUUGAGAUCCUUCAACUGGGGCCAGAAGGCUAAGAGGAGAAAGACUACCGGUACCGGCCGUAUGUCUCACCUCAAGGACGUCAACCGACGAUUCAAGAACGGCUUCCGAGAGGGUGGUGCCGCCACCAAGAAGGCUUCUGCCUAAAUUUUCUCUGGCUAGAGGACAUUUAGAAGUUGGAGUCGUUUGGUGAUGUAUUCAUUAACCCCGUCCACCUGCACAGCUUCGGCUUGCGUCGAUAUUGGAAGACGCAGUGUGAGAACAGUGGAAGGAACAAACGAUACCGCGAGAGCAACACGCCAAAACUGACUUCUGUGUCUCACCCUUGCACAGCACGCAAUUCAAUCAUGCCCAGCCUGUAUCGAUCAACAGUUGGUUGUCCCUUUUACUCGCCAUCAACAACGCAACAGAUCCCAAUCACGGCAGAACCUCGCACAUCCGGCUAGCGAUGGGCUGCAGAGGAUAUCAUGUCGUUCGACGGGGCUGGGGUCAUGUGGAUACAAGUGCAAGAAGCUAUCCUCUGGGGGGAAUGUGGAAGGAUUCGUUUCGUGCAGUAUUCGAGUAGUCUACUUGAGCAGUCAAUAUUCUACUUCUCAAUAAUAUUAGUAAAAUCUAAUGAAUCAACAGAAUCAUGA
Molecule: messenger RNA, 797 nt
Organism: Cryptococcus amylolentus CBS 6039
Lineage: Eukaryota; Fungi; Basidiomycota; Tremellomycetes; Tremellales; Cryptococcaceae
Product: 60S ribosomal protein L37-A
Exons: 6
Coding region: 37-309 (90 amino acids)
Biological process (GO): translation
Cellular component (GO): ribosome; cytosolic large ribosomal subunit
Molecular function (GO): RNA binding; structural constituent of ribosome
Source: RefSeq, a predicted model, not a curated record